This is a messenger RNA of Cercocebus atys (sooty mangabey), 979 nucleotides long. RefSeq lists its product as uncharacterized. The record is from RefSeq and is a predicted model, not a curated record. Lineage: Eukaryota; Metazoa; Chordata; Mammalia; Primates; Cercopithecidae. The transcript is spliced from 4 exons. Bases 1 to 777 code for a protein of 258 amino acids.
AUGAGUCCCCAGAACAGCACCGCCAAGAGGACCCUCAUGGGAAUCCACUUGCACCUCCAGCCAACGCCCUUCCUGAUGCCAGAAGUAAGGAAAUUCCUAAAGAUCAACUCUCUACCCCUCGCCCCAACCCCAAAACACACACCCCAUAAGAAGAGAACUGGACUGAACCGGACCAGAACCAGCCUAGAGCUACAGGCAUGUGGGAAGGGUGAGGCCUCCCUGAAGACGCGAGCCACGGGAGCAUGCCCUGACAGGGAGCUGGCCAGCAGCAGCUGGGUUGGGAGUGGCAGGGGGCUCCAUGCAGGCGGGAGAAAUCAAGUAGGCAAAGAAAGAUACAGGAGCAGCAAGAGCCUCUAUCCAGAGUGGUCAGAAGGUACAGAGUUCUUGUCCAGAAAGGACAUGAAAACCUGUCCAAGAACCAGGCCCGGUUCCUUGCCUGCUCUCCCCAGCACUUGGAGGGCUCCACAGUUGGCCGGAGCUGUAUCACUCACAGCAGAUUUUACAAGCCUGUCCUUCUGCCAGGACCCUUUUAGAAGUGAAAAUAGCUGGAAUAAGCCUCUGCUUUCCCUAAACCAUGAACGCAUCUCACCAUACCUCAAGCUGCGAUGUACUGCUGUGUCAGCCCACACCCCAGCACACCUCCUGGAGGAACCCGUCCGAGCAACCUCAGCAGGGUGCGCUGAGGACCCAUUCUGCACACGUUUAAAUGCAGGGUCGGAUUUUAAACAGGAUAUCCAGCUGGAGACAGAAGGUAACGGUCGUCUUGGUCACUGCUAAGAAGACCUAAUCAUGCAAGACAUACAGCUCAUAAAAAAGAAAUGUUUUCAACGCUUCGUGGCACCCUGCUGGGACAGCCUCUGCCUGGUCAUUCCAUCCCAGGGGUGAUUAACCAUCCCAGCGUUAGGGCCUGGGACUUUGCUAAUGUGCUUUCAGGUCAGCCACAAAAAUAUUUCUAAGAUUUCUUAGCUAAUGGUGCAUU